Galdieria sulphuraria is the source of this 1011-nucleotide messenger RNA. Its product is annotated as DNA-directed RNA polymerase subunit. The annotation marks the transcript as partial. Lineage: Eukaryota; Rhodophyta; Bangiophyceae; Galdieriales; Galdieriaceae. Gene Ontology annotation, cellular component: RNA polymerase II, core complex. Gene Ontology annotation, biological process: DNA-templated transcription. Gene Ontology annotation, molecular function: DNA-directed RNA polymerase activity; ribonucleoside binding; DNA binding. The transcript has a single exon. The record is from RefSeq and is a predicted model, not a curated record.
UAUUGCUAUUGUAUCAAAUUGAAUUGCUAUUCAAAACAAUAGUUUGUCUAUUGCUUGUCAAUUAUAAGAAUAGUUAGGAUAGUUGCUAUUUGCACUCAAGUAGUGUCAAUGCACAAAAAAAAAGGUUGUACUUUUCUUAUUAGAUAUCUAGUGCAACCACAGGUUUAUCCUUUAAAAGUGCAGUUCUCACAGGCUCUGAAAAUACGCAAUCUUCCUUUCCCAUCGAAUCUUUCUUUUUCAAUUUUGAGUGAAAAGUUUCUUCUUCUUGUUAUGUCUUCCUUUAUGGAUGAUGAAGAGAUCACUCAGGAAGAUGCUUGGACUGUAAUUUCUUCAUACUUUGAAGAAAAGGGUCUCGUGAGACAACAACUAGACUCUUUUGAUGAGUUUGUUACUAAUACCAUGCAAGAAAUUGUGGACUCUCAACCAGACCUCGUGUUAACUGCUGAGCCGCAAUAUUUACCUGGUCAACGUUCGGAAGACUUGGAUAAACGAUAUGUGGUAUCUUUUGGACAGUUGAGUUUGUCAAAACCAACUUUUACAGAAGACACAGGUGAAACGAGACCUUUAUAUCCUAAUCAAGCAAGACUUCGAAACCUUACCUAUAGUUCCGCUUUAUAUUGUGACGUUACUGUAACUGAAGUCAAUUUAGAAAGUGGCAAAGAAGAAACUUCACAACAUCCCCCUAUUCGAGUUUUCUUGGGAAGAAUUCCUAUUAUGCUCAAGUCACAGUUUUGUCACUUGUAUAAUUUAGAGCCUUGGGACUUGGCAGAAUUGGGAGAGUGUCCAUAUGAUCAAGGAGGUUAUUUUGUGAUUAAUGGAAGCGAAAAAGUGAUUAUUGCACAGGAAAGGAUGACUUCUAACCAUGUUUUUGUAUUUAAGCGCUCGCAACCUUCGAAAUAUUCUUACGUAGCAGAGUGUCGUUCAGCUCCAGAUUCUGGAAAUAGGCCACCUUCUUUGCUCCAAGUUAAACUUCUUAGAGGUGGAGCAAAGGGUAUUUCUGGUCAAUAUAUU